AUGCUCAAUGACCAACUCGUUCGGCUCCUCUCGCUGAUGCACCUCCAUCCGUCGAACAUCGGCCGUCGGAGUCUGCUGAAAUCGACAAAGAGCCCAAAAUCGGCCAAGUUCGGCCAACUGCCCGACGCGAUCUGGGACCGUGUGCUCGACAAUCUGACGCCGUUCGAGCGCGUCAAACUGCGACGCGUCAAUCAGAAGCUGAAGGGUCUCGUCGAGAAGCGACGCCGACGCCUGUUGUACGCCGAUUUUCUGCGCACCGACGUCAACACGAUUGUCGGCGUCGGCGAGACGGCCGACGCCGACGGCGAAUUCCAUCGAAUGCCGACGGCGUCGCGAAUCGUCGCCCACGAGGAGACGCGAAGCGUUCUCAUCAUCGUCGACACCCAUUGGAGCGCCAGCGACGCCGUCCGAAUUAUGGGAGCCAUACGAUACUAUGGGGCUUUUGCGCACACGGUUACCCUCGAUGCUUCGCUGGCCGAACUCUGCGUGGCCGCCCAAUCGACAAGCGACAUCGCGUUCUGGUUCGCGUUCCAGUCGGCCAACGCCUCGUCGGAGUCAUCGGUCGGCGUCGACGCGUCGCCAAAAUGGGUUCCGGAGGCGAUGCGCGUCCAUCGUCGCGUCGACGACGUCGUCGAACGCGACCACCAACUCGCCGCCUACACCCAAUGGCGCCCUCGCACCCAACUGAUACCGUUGGGACCAUUGUUCCCAAAAGCCACCGAGUUGACGAUUCGCGCCACGAUUCCGCAACUCCGACGCCUCCGACGAUUCGGCGUCUAUCGUGUGCCGCUGACGCGAAGCCUCGUCGACGCCGACGCGAUCAACGCGUUCCGAUUGGUGAUCGCGACGAGCGGCGCCAAAAAGAAAUGCCCGCACGUCGCGCAAUCGCUGAAACUCGCCGAAUUCUUCAAAUGGGCCGACAUCUCGCGAUUGGGCCAUCGAUUCUCGAUUCAAUUCGCCUAG
This is a messenger RNA of Caenorhabditis bovis, 963 nucleotides long. Lineage: Eukaryota; Metazoa; Nematoda; Chromadorea; Rhabditida; Rhabditidae. The record is from the annotation of a GenBank genome assembly.